This is a messenger RNA of Lithohypha guttulata, 2349 nucleotides long. RefSeq lists its product as uncharacterized. The transcript is spliced from 2 exons. NCBI's taxonomy places the organism in Eukaryota, Fungi, Ascomycota, Eurotiomycetes, Chaetothyriales, Trichomeriaceae. The record is from RefSeq and is a predicted model, not a curated record. The coding region runs from base 1 to 2349 and encodes 782 amino acids.
AUGGCUCAGCGAUGCACGCGGAAAGCCAUGGGAAUCAUGGCCUAUGUUCUGGACUGGAGAGCAUCUAGACUUCCACAUGAAGAGAAGGUAUACCCUUUACUGGGCAGACCACAGGACGCUUUGAGCCCUCACGACAGCUCUUACAACGUCUCCUAUCCCACCUACCUGGGCUCCAAGUACGAUGCGUCUACUACCAACCUCACCUACAAUAUCCUUUCGCACAAUUCCUCAAGAUCUUUGGAGAUAACGCUGUCCUUUCUCUCACCCAUUACCCCUACCUCUACCCUCCGGCAAUCGAUACCUGCAGCCUAUCUGAACGUGUUUGUGACUGGUGACGUGGACGUGGACAUCUAUGUUGAUGUCAAUGGUCAAUGGGUCAGUGGUGAUAGGGCCAACAAGAUUGUGUGGGAUAUAGAGCACACUCAUUUACAACAGGAAGAGGACCAAGGUCUCAAGACGUGGAUGGUUAGAAGGGAGACCGAGCAAGCUUUCACAGAAACCCGAGAACAACCAGAGUGGGGUACCUUACUCUUCUCUGGUCCUUCUGAUCUUCGUCAUGAGGCAGGCACUUCAUCGGAACUCAGGCAGAGGUUCUCCAGAACGGGAACCCUGCAAGACCAUGCUGAUGGUAGAUUCCGAAGCAUAAUGGACGACGAGCCUGUUUUCGCUUUCUCAAAGUCUUUCAAUGCUAACACGACGAGCCUCAAAUCACAUGCGCACGUCAAGAAUGUCAUGUUCACAAUUGCUCAUAUCCAAAAUCCGGUCAUUCAAUAUGCUUCAGCUAGAGGGCUCACACUUCUACGUCCAUUGUGGGCAUCGUACAUGUCUUCUCCUCAGGAUCUUGUCACUUUUCAUUGGCUUGACUAUGGACAUGCUGAGGAGCUUGCUUCCAAUUAUUCCGCUCAGCUUGCGGUCGAUGCCUAUAGGUCUGGAGCUGAAGAUUACGUUGACAUUGUGGCAGUAUCUGCUAGGCAGGUCAUGGGCGCCACUCACUUCACGGGCACGCCAGAAGAUCCACUACUGUUCAUGAAGGAGAUCUCAUCAGACGGCAACACACAAACGAUAGAUGUGAUCUUCCCUGCUUUUCCUUUCUUCCUCUACACUAAUCCCAGGUGGUUGGCAUACCUGCUUGAGCCGCUGAUCGAACAUAUGAUGAGCGGCCAAUACCCAAACAAGUAUGCUAUGCACGACAUUGGCGCUCAUUACCCCAAUGCAACUGGUCACCCUGAUGGCAAUGACGAGUAUAUGCCAGUCGAAGAAUGCGGCAACAUCCUCAUCAUGGGCCUUGCACUGGCAAACUCAAUCAAGUAUGGUACAAAUAGCUCUGUCAGCUCCACCUGGCAACAAGCUCCCAAUUACCUGGAGAGAAACGAUGAAAAGAUAUGGCCCCUAAAUGUUGGCACGGAUGCUGGCGUUCAAUAUAUCGAUGAGCCCUGGACCUCAGACAGUCAGUCGGAAAAGAAAGCACAGAGAUGGGUCCAGCGAAGCUAUCGCCUCUGGAAGCAAUGGACUCAGUAUUUAGUCGAUUACAGUCUCGAGCCCGAGAACCAGCUAUCGACAGAUGACUUUGCUGGCUGGCUAGCUUUGCAGACCAAUCUGGCGCUGAAGGGUAUCAUUGGCAUUAAAGCCAUGGCUGGCCUGGCAGAAAUUGCUGGCUAUGAAGCUGAUGUCAAAAGAUACGACAACACGUCGAGAGUCUAUAUCGAGAAGUGGGAAGAAUUAGGCAUUUCUAGAGACAAGACACAUGCCAAGGUAGCGUACAACUGGUUCGGCUCCUGGGCCACAACCUACAACCUCUAUGCCGACAGCUUGUUGUGCUUUCACCUCGAGAACACAGACUCAGCCGACACAAGCCCCCUGGUCACUGGCCAAAAGCCGAUCAAAUCACCCAGCAAGAGUUCUGGCUUUGUCCCACAACACAUCUACCAGAUGCAAUCAGACUGGUACUACGCAGUCCGCCAAAAAUACGGCCUUCCACUAGACUCCCGUCACAUAUACACAAAGACCGACUGGGAAUUCUUCGCCAUGUCAGUCGCUGCUCCACGAGUUCGCGCAGAUAUACUUGAGCGAGUCGCUCGAUGGGUGAAUGAGACCAACACCGACCGGCCACUGACUGACCUGCAUGACACAGAAGGAAGCGGCGGCUUUCCAGGGCCAAACUUCUUCGCCCGACCUGUCGUUGGCGGCCACUACGCUUUCCUGACAUUGCGCAAGGCUUGUGGCGGGAAAGCGAUGGAGGGUCUCAAUUUCUUGCGUGACGAUGUGGUGGAUCGAGAAGUUCAGAUGGAUGUGCAGGGUUUGCUGGAAUUGGAGGUCUUGGAGGAAUUUAUGUAUAACGGGGAGCUGUAG